Messenger RNA from Parus major (Great Tit), 1651 nucleotides. RefSeq names its product synaptotagmin 2 (gene SYT2). NCBI's taxonomy places the organism in Eukaryota, Metazoa, Chordata, Aves, Passeriformes, Paridae. Gene Ontology annotation, biological process: cellular response to calcium ion; regulation of calcium ion-dependent exocytosis; regulation of dopamine secretion. Gene Ontology annotation, molecular function: calcium-dependent phospholipid binding; syntaxin binding; clathrin binding. The record is from RefSeq and is a predicted model, not a curated record. Gene Ontology annotation, cellular component: axon; dense core granule; synaptic vesicle membrane. The transcript is spliced from 9 exons. Bases 219 to 1466 code for a protein of 415 amino acids.
CCGAACCGAACCGCACCGGACCGCACCGAACCGGACGGCACCGAACCGGACCGCACGGACCGCACCGAACCACACAGACCGCACCGAACCGCACCGAACCGGACCGAACCGCACAGACCGCACCGCACCACACCGGACCGCACCGGACCGCACCGGACCGCACGGACCGCACCGGACCGCUCCCGCCCGCCGCCCCGGUCGGGAGCCCCUGACCCACCAUGACGUUCAAGCAAGCGUCCAUGAUGGCCCCGGAGGCCACGGCCAGCACGCUGCCCAUGAGCACGAUGGAGAACUCCACUGAGGCUGCGGGGCCGGGCGAGAGCAAGGAGGACAUGUUCACCAAACUGAGGGACAAGUUCAUGAAUGAGCUCAACAAGAUUCCCUUGCCACCCUGGGCCCUCAUCGCCAUUGCGGUCGUGGCUGGACUCCUCAUCCUCACCUGUUGCUUCUGCAUCUGCAAGAAGUGCUGCUGCAAGAAGAAGAAGAACAAGAAGGAGAAGGGCAAAGGCAUGAAGAAUGCCAUGAACAUGAAGGACAUGAAGUCAGGCAACCAGGACGACGAUGACGCAGAGACGGGUCUGACGGAGGGGGAAGGUGAGGAAGAGGAGAAGGAGCCGGAGAACCUGGGCAAGCUGCAGUUCUCACUGGACUACGAUUUCCAGGCAAACCAGCUCACAGUGGGGAUCCUCCAAGCUGCUGAACUGCCAGCUUUAGACAUGGGUGGCACCUCAGACCCCUACGUCAAGGUGUUCCUGCUCCCUGACAAGAAGAAAAAAUACGAGACCAAAGUGCAGAAGAAGACCCUCAACCCUGCCUUCAACGAGACCUUCACCUUCAAAGUGCCCUACCAGGAGCUGGGUGGGAAGACGCUGGUGAUGGCCAUCUACGACUUCGAUCGCUUCUCCAAGCACGACAUCAUUGGUGAGGUGAAGGUGCCCAUGAACACUGUGGACCUGGGCCAGCCCAUCGAGGAGUGGCGGGACCUGCAGAGUGGCGAGAAGGAGGAGCCAGAGAAGCUGGGAGAUAUCUGCAUCUCCCUCCGGUACGUGCCCACGGCUGGGAAGCUCACUGUCUGCAUCCUGGAGGCCAAGAACCUGAAGAAGAUGGAUGUUGGGGGCCUCUCAGAUCCCUACGUGAAGAUCCAUCUGCUGCAGAAUGGCAAGAGAUUGAAGAAGAAGAAGACCACAGUCAAGAAGAAGACCCUGAACCCCUACUUCAAUGAGUCUUUCAGCUUUGAGAUCCCCUUUGAGCAGAUACAGAAAGUGCAGGUGGUCAUCACAGUGCUGGACUACGACAAGCUGGGGAAGAACGAAGCCAUCGGCAAGAUCUUCACAGGCUUGAACUCCACGGGCACGGAGCUGCGGCACUGGUCUGACAUGCUGGCCAACCCCCGGCGGCCCAUUGCCCAGUGGCACUCGCUCAAGCCCGAGGAGGAAGUGGAUGCAGCUCUUGGGAAAAACAAAUAGGCAGCUCUGCCGGCCGGCGCGGCGCUGCGGACAGUUGACCCAGAGCUACUGAUACCUCAGUUCUGCAACCUUCCUUUUGGUUUUUUUGUUCUGUUUUAAGCUGAAAUGUCCUUUGAUACCUCUGGAAGGGUAUCCAGGCAGUCCCAGUAGCUUCCAGGGGAAGAGGUUAAAGACAUGGAUGGUUC